This is a messenger RNA of Drosophila innubila, 2428 nucleotides long. RefSeq lists its product as uncharacterized. NCBI's taxonomy places the organism in Eukaryota, Metazoa, Arthropoda, Insecta, Diptera, Drosophilidae. The coding region runs from base 1 to 2154 and encodes 717 amino acids. The transcript is spliced from 6 exons. The record is from RefSeq and is a predicted model, not a curated record.
AUGCCACCACAUGCGGCAACAGCGUCGGCAACACUGGAAGCUGCUGCAAGUGACAAUUUGGCUGAGUUGCAGCCAGCAACAGUGGCAAGUGACGACACAAAGAGCACCGACAAUAGUCACAGCAAUCUCAGCCAGAGUCUCAGUCUCAGCCAUAAGGCCACUGAUCCGAGCCUUAAGAAUGAUCAAUCAUUGUAUCUGACUCUGGCUAAUACCAAUGCCAAUUCCAAUUCCAAUGCUGCUGCCGUUGGUGCAACAAAGUCCAAAUUGGUUGACGGUGCUCUGACAAAAUCUCAAUUUCCUGUGUUUACGAUUUAUGCCCAAAAGUCCUGCUUAGGUGUUCGACCCUGCGCCCGAGCUUGGUGCAUUGAUCGGGUCCAGAACUAUAAACUUGAUGGACAUGCGAAACGAGUGCAUUCAGUGAAUUCUCGACGAGAUUGCCUCGAAUUGUGUCUGGGAGAAACUGAAUUUACUUGCAGAUCUGCCAACUAUUAUCGUGCAACAAAUACGUGUGAACUGGCCGAAAUGGAUCGCUUUACCUUGGCGGGUUCAAACUCCUUCCAGGCACAUGAAGGUGCCGAUUAUCUAGAAAACAAUUGCGCCGAGGAACCAAACAAAUUGUGCGAAUUUAAACGUAUGUCGGGAAGAAUUCUAAAAACAGUAGACUCGGUAUACCAGGACAUAGGUAGCAUUGAUGAGUGUCGCGAUUUGUGUCUCAACUCACCCUACAGAUGUCAUUCUUAUGAUUAUGGGGACACUGGAGACAUGGUUUGUCGACUCUCGCAUCACAGUCGGGCGACACUUUCGGAUGUGCAGGAUCCGUAUUUGGAGGUGCCAGAGGCGGCAACCUACGAGCUCUCCUCCUGCUACAAUGUGACCAUUGAGUGUGGAGCUGGGGACAUGGUUGCUCGCAUCCGCACCUCCAAGUUGUUUGAUGGCAAGGUCUAUGCCAAGGGAGCACCCAAAUCCUGUGCGGUGGACGUGAACAGUGCAUUGGACUUUGAGCUGCGCAUGGGUUACCAGAAUCUGGAGUGCAAUGUGCGACAAAGCGGAUCGGGUCGCUAUAUGAAUGAUGUUGUCAUACAGCAUCAUGAUACGAUCGUGACAUCCUCGGACUUGGGACUGGCGGUGACUUGUCAAUACGAUCUGACCAACAAGACGGUGACUAAUGAUGUGGACUUGGGUGUCAUGGGAGAUGUGGAGCCGGCAUUGUCGGAGGAGGUUAUUGUGGAUUCACCCAAUGUCCUCAUGAAGAUCACCUCCAGAGAUGGCUCCGAUAUGAUGCGUUCUGCCGAGGUUGGCGAUCCUCUUGCUCUCAGUUUCGAGAUAUUGGAUCAACAGAGUCCCUACGAGAUAUUUGUGAGGGAACUGGUGGCCAUGGAUGGUGCAGACAAUGCUGAGAUUACACUGAUCGACUCCCAGGGCUGUCCCACGGAUCACUUCAUUAUGGGUCCCAUCUACAAGAGUUCGUUGUCCGGCAAAAUUCUCUUUGCCCACUUUGAUGCCUUCAAGUUCCCCUCCAGCGAGGUCGUCCAGUUUCGAGCUCUGGUCACACCUUGUAUGCCCAGCUGUGAACCCGUCAAUUGCCAACAGGACGAACUCAGUGGGGACUACAAAUCUCUGCUCUCUUAUGGACGCCGCAGGAGACGAGAUCUUACAACCAAGGUCAUAGGUCAGCGAACAAUUCGUGAGACAAGAAAUAAACCUAGUCAGGAGGACAUGCUUUUGGUGCAAUCCAUUCAAAUAACCGACAAAUUUGGAUUCGUCAAGAAGGAGCAACUGCAGCAGGAAACGAGCCAAGUUAAGAACCCCGCUGAAAGUUAUGACAAAGUCUUUGUGGUCAACGAGGGAGGAGUACCUGGACUCUGUGUUAAUGGCAUCGGUUUUAUUGUCGCUGUCGGAGUCUUUUUAUUGGCCCAGUCGUCGGUUAUUGCCAUUUGGUCAUUUUUAUACCGACGACGACAGAAGCAUCAGCCCUAUAUUAAUCACUUUCUGAGUGCCACAACCAAGUAUCGAAAUGGUUGCAACAACAGCAGCAGCAACAGCAACAGCAAUAACAGUGGCAACUCCACAAUGGUUAAUAACAUGCCAAAUGCCCAGGUGGAUUCCCUUUGUAAAUUCUAUGGGAAUAGCGAUCAUCAUGGCAGCCAAUUUUAGUAAUUAGAUCCCUUAAUCAGAUCAGAUAGAUCAUAAAAAACCAUCUCAAAGGAUUUCCAUUUUACCGCCAAGCCAUUUUUUAUAGCGCAAAGAAAAAGCUUCAAUCAUUUGAAAAAAAAAAAAGCAAAUCAAUCAUUUUCAUCUGGGAAAUCUAUUUUAUAAUAAUAAUAAUUUGGAAAAUAGGACGACUGUUCUCUCUCUCUCUCUUAAGCACUUGUCCUCUUUUCUGAUUCUUAUUGCGGUAAUUUAUGUUAUUUGUGAACUAUUUUAAUAA